Rotaria sordida is the source of this 1719-nucleotide messenger RNA. Lineage: Eukaryota; Metazoa; Rotifera; Eurotatoria; Philodinida; Philodinidae. The record is from the annotation of a GenBank genome assembly.
AUGCCGGAAGCAUCAAGUUAUAUGAUGCCUAAAUCUUUACGAUCAUUAUUAGUUACAAUUAUUUGCCAUUGCAAUCCAGCAAAUCCAUUGCAACUUUUCGAAGAUUUCAAAGAAUAUAUGAUUGAAGAUUUUGUUCAUCGAGGAAACAGCGUAGAGAAAUCGCUAAAAUUAUGCAUUAAUGACAUACGAACGCAAAUUCAACAGGAUGGCUUAGAUUUUUAUCAUCUUUUACCGUUUCCUAAUUUCGAAGAUAUUUCAGAUCACGAAAACAAUUUAGUUAACUGUACUGUUAAUAGUAACAAUUUAUUAUGGAAUGAUCUUAAUAGUGAUCAACUUUUGGCUGGAGAUGCUAUUUUAAACUCAGUACUUGGUUUGAACUCACAGAAAUGUUUUUAUUUAGACGGACCCGGCGGAAGCGGGAAAACGUUUUUGUAUCGUGCUCUAAUUCAAAAAGUUAAUCUCAUUGAUAAAAAAACAUUAAUUGUUGCAUGGACAGGAAUAGCAGCUACUUUAUUACCAGGUGGAAUGACAUGCCAUUCAGCCUUUAGUUUACCCUUAGAUCUUUCUUCUGUAAAAUUUCCUAGACUUACUCAAGCUAAAAAAGAAUUUUUGAAAUCGAUAGAUUUGCUUAUUUGGGAUGAAGCUCCCAUGGCACCAGGCACAGCUUUAGAAAUAGUUGAUUUAAUAUUUCAAGCUUUGAUCGGUGUUAAAAUACCUUUCGGUGGAAAGGUUGUUGUGUUAGGGAGUGACUUCCGGCAAGUUCUACCAUUUAUUAGAAAAGGAUCUCGAUGUGCUAUUAUUGAUUCAACAAUCAAAAAAUCUUCUGUUUGGCCUCUUUUUCAAACAUUCAAAUUAAAACGCAACAUGCGAGCUAUCACAGAUCCUGAUUUUUGUAAAUGGCUUUUAGAUAUCGGUGAUGGGAUGAUACCUUCACCACCAACACCUAAAAUCCAAUUUUCAGUUGAAGUUCCAAUUUCUUUUAUAUCUAAUGACAUAGUUACCGAUAUUUUUGGUGAUAGUUUUACCUGUGCUGAUGUUGAAAACUUUUCAAGACACUCAAUUCUUUGUCCAAGAAACGAAGAUGUGCGAUUAAUUAAUGAACGCAUCUUGAUGAAUUUAAAAAAUGUCGAAGAAAUAAGUUUUUACGCGAUUGACUCUGUAAAAAACGAUGACGGUGUAGAAGAUCAUGAUUUACAAGUAAAUAUUCUGGUAGAAUUUCUAAAUACUUUGAAUCCAUCUGGAUUACCACCGUAUAAAUUAAAUUUAAAAGUAGGUUGUAUAGUAAUGCUUUUGAGAAAUCUGUCGGUAAACAAAGGAUUAUGCAAUGGAACUAGAAUGAUUGUUAGAGCCUUUCGUCAAAACGUGCUUCAAUUGGAAAUUAUCACUGAUGCAUUUGCUGGAACUGUUCAUUUUAUUCCUAGAAUUUCUCUAGAUACACUAAAUGAUCCAGCACUUCCAUUCAAUUUCGUUAGACAUCAGUUUCCAGUUCGUCUUGCAUAUGCAAUGACAAUAAAUAAGUCUCAAGGCCAAACUUUUGAUAAAGUUGGCCUCUAUCUUCCAGAACCCUGCUUUUCUCACGGUCAGUUGUAUACAGGAUGUUCAAGAUCAACGGAAUCGAAUUGUUUAAAAAUUCAAGUAAAAGACACUACUAGACAGGGCAAAACGAAUAAUGGAGUAACUGUAACAGAUAAUGUUGUUUAUCGUGAAAUUUUUUCAUGA